This is a messenger RNA of Rubroshorea leprosula, 2167 nucleotides long. The record is from the annotation of a GenBank genome assembly. Lineage: Eukaryota; Viridiplantae; Streptophyta; Magnoliopsida; Malvales; Dipterocarpaceae.
CUCUUGGUUAAGGAAACACCAUUUUUCUUUGAUGAUGAUUGUAUGAAUGCUUUUCAAUUGUUGAAAGAGAAACUGGUUAAUGCUCCUAUUGUUGUUGCACCUUGUUGGGAUUAGCCUUUUGAGAUAAUGUGUGAUGCUAGUAAUGAUGCUUUAGGUGCAGUUUUGGGACAAAGGAAAGAUAGGAAAUUUCACACCAUUUAUUAUGCAAGUAGAACAAUGAAUGAUGCUAAAAAAAAUUACACUACUACUAAAAAAGAGUUGCUUGCUGUGGUGUUUGCUUUUGAAAAGUUUAGGCCUUAUCUAAUUUUGUCCAAGGUGAUUGUUCAUACUGAUCAUUCUGCACUUAAAUGUCUGCUUGCUAAAAAAGAUACCAAACCUAGGUUGUUGAGAUGGAUUUUGUUGCUGCAAGAGUUUGACUUAGAAAUUAAGGAUAGAAAAGGUGUAGAAAAUUCUAUUGCUGAUCAUUUGUCCAGGUUAGAUGAGGUGCAUGUGGAAUGUGGGGAUGAUCAACUUUUGCUUGAUGAGUUUCCAGAUGAGCAAUUGUGUUUAGUUUCUUUGUGUGCUUUGUCUUCUUUACCUUGGUAUGCAGAUUUUGUUAAUUAUCUUGUGAGUAAUGUCUUACCUCCUAACUUAUCUUUUCAACAGAAAAAGAAGUUCUUUUCUGAUAGUAAACAUUAUUUGUGGGAGGAACCAUUUCUUUACAAGAUAUGUGGCGAUGGAAUGAUUCGGUGUUGUGUACCACAAGUAGAGGUAGAUGCAAUUUUGAGUUUUUGUCAUGACAAAGAAGCUGGUGUUCAUUUUGGUGCCUCCAAAACAGCAUCUAAUGUUUUGCAAUGUGGAUUUUAUUGGCCUUCUUUAUUUAAAGAUGCUUGUGCUUAUGUGAAUGCAUGUGACCAAUGCCAAAGAACGGGUAAUAUUUCUAGGAGACAUGAAAUGCCUUUGACUAAUAUUUUGGUGUGUGACAUAUUUGAUGUUUGGGGCAUAGAUUUCAUGGGUCCUUUUCCUUCAUCUUUUGGCAAAGCAUAUAUUCUUGUUGCGGUAGAUUAUGUGAGUAAAUGGGUAAAGGUUGUUGCAUGUUUUACUAAUGAUGCUAGGGUGGUGGUUAAAUUUUUGAAGAGUAAUAUUUUCACUAGAUUUGGCACACCUAGGGCUGUUAUUAGUGAUGGAGGUAAACACUUCUGUAAUAGGCAAUUUGAAAAUUUACUAGCUAAAUAUGGUGUUACCCAUAAAAUUGCUACUCCAUAUCACCCUCAAACAAGUGGACAAGUUGAGGUGUCUAAUAGGGAAUUGAAAAGAAUUUUGGAAAAAACAGUUAACUUGUCUAGGAAAGAUUGGUCACUCAAAUUAGAUGAUGCACUUUGGGCUUAUAGGAUAGCUUACAAAACUCCGAUAGGUAUGUCUCCUUAUAGGUUAGUUUUUGGUAAGGCUUGUCAUCUUCCUAUGGAACUUGAGCAUAAAGCAUAUUGGGCUAUUAAAUACUUGAAUUUUGAUUUGAAAGAUGCAGGUAAGUUGAGAUCCCGAUGGAGUGGUCCUUUUGUGGUGACUAAGGUUUUCCCUUAUGGAGUUGUUGAAAUUUCACAUGUUACUAAGGGAACGUUUAAGGUAAAUGGCCAAAGGUUGAAAAUUUAUGUUGAAGGUGGUAAUUUUCCAGCAUUUAAUUCCACCAUUUUAUUGAAAGACCCUUGAUCAUUUUGCAGUGAUAGUCAAGCUAAUGACUGUAAAGAAGCGCUUAAUGGGAGGCAACCCAUCAUCAAAAAAAAAAAAUUUGUUAUUUGACAUUUUUCUGUUUUGCAUUGAGUUAUUUAAUUCUUUUAUUCAUUUUUUUUUUAAGUUUGUUCUUUGACAUUUUUUUUUAUUCAAUUCUUUUAUUCAUUUUCUUUUUUCUAAUUUUGGCUGGGUUAGCUUUUUAUUACCCUUUUUGCAACAGUUUAGACAACUAUAACAAGAACUUUUGGCUCUAGAGGAACACACUGCAUGUCUAUAAUAGGAAGAGCAAGAUAGGGGAGUAUUGUCUUUCUUCUCUUAUUUAAUUUUUUUACAUUGAGGACAAUGUUAAUUUUAAGUUUGGGGGAGGAUAUUUUUUGUGUUCUUGCUUUUGUUGUGGUUUGAAGUGAUAGAAUAUUGGAUGCAUGUGUGCGAGUUUAAGUUUCCAGCAUGGUAUGAAUAU